Vespa mandarinia (Asian giant hornet) is the source of this 3806-nucleotide messenger RNA. It is a transcript of the gene Eb1, whose product is annotated as microtubule-associated protein RP/EB family member 1. The record is from RefSeq and is a predicted model, not a curated record. Gene Ontology annotation, molecular function: microtubule binding. Lineage: Eukaryota; Metazoa; Arthropoda; Insecta; Hymenoptera; Vespidae.
UUCUCCUUUGUUCGUUCUUUUAUUUUUUUGACAGAAACUACAAAUUUUUGUUGGCGUAUGUUUCAUGAGGUUUUCUACAACUUCUGGUAUAAGAUUAUCGAAUAUCCAUUUGAGUACGAUCAAAAUGUACAAGGAAGAACUUCUCUCUAUUUUAUAAGUCCUAAGUCCUAAAUUUAUUGCGAUAAGGAUAAUUCAUUGGAUGGUUCUUUCUAGAGAAACCGUUAGAAGAAUCCGUUGUGUUUCCGUUUGAACGAUCUAGUGCACAUUUGUCGUCUAAGUGCGCGAACCACUCCCGGCUGGUGUUAACGUGUUACUAUCGCGAGAUAACAAAAUGGCUGUUAAUGUGUAUGCAACAAAUGUGACCACCGAUAAUCUAAGUCGUCAUGACAUGUUGGCAUGGGUUAAUGAUUGCCUGCAAUCAUCAUUUACCAAGAUUGAAGAAUUAUGUACAGGAGCUGUUUAUUGUCAAUUCAUGGAUAUGCUCUUUCCUGGAAGUGUACCUUUGAAGAGGGUAAAGUUCAGAACUAAUCUUGAACAUGAAUAUAUACAGAAUUUUAAAAUUCUUCAAGGUGGUUUCAAAAAAAUGAGCGUUGAUAAGGUUAUACCAGUGGACAAGCUGAUAAAGGGACGCUUUCAAGAUAAUUUUGAAUUUCUUCAAUGGUUCAAGAAAUUCUUUGAUGCAAAUUAUGAUGGUCGUGAGUACGAUGCCUAUGAAGCUCGUGGUUGUAUACCGCUAGGUUCUGGUGUCGAUGGAACUCAUAAUCUAUCAAAUCCCCAAUUGGUACCUCUACCUCCUCAGUCGAAGCAACCACAAAUGCAACAAAAACAUACACAACAGCGUAAUAUAUCUUCAAGGCAACAGCAGGGUAUAUUAAUAGUUUCAUCACAAUAAUAUAUUUUUUUUGUUAUUUUUUUAUUUUGUUCCAUGUCUUCUACCAAUUAUUUGCAGAUAGUGCCAAUUGACAAGCUGGUGAAAGGCAGGUUCCAAGACAACUUUGAAUUUUUACAAUGGUUCAAGAAGUUUUUUGAUGCAAAUUACUCAGGAGCAGAACCCUAUGAUGCACUUGCUAUGCGAGGAGGUGAAGCUAUGGGUAGUGGUGGGAACACUGCACCACGUGGCUCAAAUGUGAAACGUCCUACACCACGUGAUGUAAACUCAGCAAAAACUACCACUCGUACUGGUGAUGGAACUCAAUCUGUACAGGCACCUAGUAUGAAGCCUUUGAACAAACCUAUAAAUAAAGCUCAACCAUUCCGCCCUCAACAAAAGACCGUAGCAGCAAAUCGCGGAGAUUCUGAAAAAGUUGAAGAGCUCAGUGCACAGGUUGUGGAGCUUAAAAUGUCGAUUGAUGGUCUAGAAAAAGAAAGAGAUUUCUACUUUGGAAAAUUACGUGACAUAGAAGUAAUAUGUCAAGAUUGUGAGAAUGGUGAUCCUCCUCCUAUUAUACAAAAAAUAUUAGAUGUUCUUUAUGCAACAGAGGAUGGAUUUGCACCGCCGGAAGAAUUAGAGGGAGAUGGGUUGGCCCCUGACGACGAAGAAGAGUAUUAACAUUUUUUUACUAUCAUAAAAACAAGGACACAGUAAAUCAUCCAAGUGCAUCUCCCGUUUAUUAUAUCUGCGAGCCAGUACCAGUACUCCUUGCAUAAUUAAUAAUAAGUCACUCUGUAUAGUUGUUCAAUCAUUUGUGCGUAAGUUUUGUUGCUAAUGUUCACGAAGCUCAUAAGAAUUUGCACGAGAAUUAGGCCCCGACACUUUUAUAGUGCACUCGAGUACUUGUACUUUUCGUGUUUUCUCCUUUUUUUCUUUCUUUCUUAUAUAUUUGCAAUAUUUUUUUCCUCCUUAACCACUAGUAACACAUAUGAAAGACUUAUUGUAUCGGUAUAUAACUUACUACUAAUUGUUGUUUCCUCCUUAACAACAUUAAUCAUGUUUAUAAAAAAAUUAUGGGAAGUGGUGAUUAAGAAGGAAAAAAAAUAGUCAGUAGUAAAUUAUAUGAUAUACAGUGAGUGUGUCUUCAUCAUGUAACGGCUGCCAUUUUUGGAUUUACUAUAUUAAUCAUAUUUUAUAUAGAAUUUAAAGAAAUUUCCGAAUAAUAUUACACAAAGUAGCCUGAAUUUUAUGCAACGAGCAUGUUAAUCGUUUAUUUUCUCCGUAAAGUGCAAAGAACGUUUCUGUUUAUAGUUGCACUAUACCUGUGUCGAUAAGCGUCGAAGCUUCUAUUUCUUAAUAUUUUGUUUUAUGAAAUGUCUAUAUUUUUAAAAUAUCAUGCUGUUAAUCCACAGUUAAAUGUUAAUAAUGUCACUCGAGGCAUCCCUUCGUGUGCAAUUCAAAUGAAGAUUGCAGUCCAUUCUUUGAUGUGAGAUAGUGCUGUACGCCAAUUAUACCGAUGUUGAUUUUAAUUUUUGUAAUAUAACUGGAAUGUAUGUAAGAAAGUUUUAGUAUUUGUGGUACAAGACUAAAAAGAAAAAAAAAAAUAUAUAUAUAUUUCCUUGUGAUUCUUUCGUCACUAACGAUGCGAUGGCACAAUAUGCAUAGUAAAAAAAAAGUUAGAUGAAAGAAAAUACGAAUUUCAAACAAAAGAAACGAAAAUGUAGAAUUAGUCGCAAGUUUUUUAAACCUUCGUUUAUCAUAUUCUCCAUAAUUACGUGAAAAUUUCGAAAUAUUAUUAAAUUUAUCUUAUAACUCUUUAUUAUAUACUUUUGUUAAUAAUAUUUGAUAUCGUACGUUCUCAAAAUACUUGAACUGUCCUCUUAAACAAUUUUUUCAAUUCACCAUCAAGUCAAUGGGACAAACAUGUGUUAAGCGAUCUCACGUUGGACAAUAUAUUAUUCGUCUUGAUAAUAAUAAUAAUUAGACUAAUAAUAAUAAUAAUAAUAAUAAUAAUAAUAAUAAUAAUAAUAAUAAUAAUAUAAUAAUAAUAAUAAUAACAAUAACAAUAAUAACAAUAAUACUAAUAAUAGAAAAAUUCGCUAAACGCUUCUGGUGUCAAAUCUUCGUCUAUCAAUACUAAUCGGUCGUGAGAGAUAUAGGUUUGGACAAAACUAUCUACAUAUUUGAUAUGUUCGAAUUAACGUAUAUCAUAUCUUGUUAGAGCGAUGCAUGCUCGAAAAAGUGAAUUUUUUCAUCAUUAAUGCUAUAAAUGAAAUCUUAUCGAAUUUUUAUUGCGCGCGAAACGGUUUUGAAUGUUACAAUGAAUGCAUCAUUUUUUUGAAUACUAUAAAAUAACUAUAUAUAUAUAUAUAUAUAAAGGAAAAAGAAAGAAAAAAAAAAUUAACACGAUACAGUGUUCCUUCGUAAAGAGAAAUUUGUGAAAUUGUGUGGCAAGAGGUAUUAAGAAGUGGAAGAUAUGAAAAAAUGUGUGAAAGGAUUUUAAGUAUGGAAGAUUUAAUUAAACGCGUGUAUGAUGGUAUGUAUCGUGUACAUGUGUUUUUGCAAAUUUAAAAUUCAAUCUUCAAAAGGGAGAGAAAAAAAAGAAGAGAUUCCUCGUAAAACAUUUAAAACACCAAUGAUUUUCAAAUGAUAAUCUUAAAAAAGGAAAAAAAAAAAAAAAAAAAGAAAAACAAAAGAUAUGUCUCGCCGAUGUCGUCGAAUUAUAAUUAAGAAUUUACUCUAUACGUACGACUUGCUCUAUAUAAUUAUUUUUUAUUGAUUAAAGAUACAUAGUUUUUCUCGGCUUGCGCCUUAUUCGUUCGUAUAUGUAUAUGCGUGUACAACGUUAGAUAACACGGUUGUGCUUCGGAAUUGCAUUCUCAACGAUGAUGUAAUAAACGUUUAAUAAAAUCAAUAUGGGCGCUGUUACACGUAA